UAUGAAUUUAUGAGUGGUUACAUGUCUCCAGGCCCAUCCCUCAGGUAUUACCAAAACAGAGGCUGGUGGCCACUUUGUUAUUUUUUCAACUAAUGAUUGCCCAUUUAAAGUACACAUUUUUUCUCAUAUGCAUGAUAAUGUCCCAUAGGGGUCAAAACAAUAUUAUUAAGUUAUGGGAGCAUUCCAGCAUUCAGAUAUUAGUCUCCUUUUUCUGUACGAUGCAUAAAUGCAUCAGAACACAGAUUUUGGUCUGCUUUAAUGCAGUUCUGUCAUUUCUCUUUACCAUUCUCAUUUGCUGAUAAGAAAUUAUAGCUACUUGUGACUGUGAACUAAAAGCUUGCAGCGGUAGGCUACAUCUGAUAAAUUGACUCUCCACUAGGUAUCAAAUUCUAUAAUCUAGAUAUUGCCGUUGCACUGUUAUCACAAUGAGUUAAACCACUGUCUAGUUUCCAUUAACAAUCUUUGAGAAAUGUGAAACAGAUUGAUUUGAUUGCACUGAAGAGUAUGAUAAAACAUAUUUUAUAUGAAUUUCAGGAAUAUUAUAAUAAACUAUAGCUUAGUUCAUUAUAUUCAUGAUGCUUAAAUAUGACUUGUACACCAACAUAUCACCUUUUUUAAAUUACAAGUGUGUAAUGUGAAAUAGAAAAUCUUAGAGAUAUGUUCAUAAAAAAAUAUUACGAUGGGUUAAUUUGAGCAAUUAGAUAGUAAUCAACUCUGUCACAGAGAGGCAUUGAAGAAGGCGUGGAGAAGUGAACAGCUUUCAUGAUGACAGGACCUGACUUCCUCUCAUCGUGUUUUUAUAGCAUUAUGAUGCUUGACUUCACUCAUUCAUUCUCUCUGAGAGAUGCCCUAUCCACAAGACCCAUGCACAAGCCCUACACUCAUGCUAAAAUGAAGCUUCUACUUGCACUUUGUGCAGUUUGGAACAUCAUGCAACUAUCAGUGUGCUGCUCUUCUGGAGAAAUGACAGAUCGACUCACCUGUGUAUCUGAUUAUUGGUUUACAAUUACCUGUACUUUGAACAUCACUGAUGAGCCUGCAGGUGUCAACAAUACCCACUACUGGUUGAAUUUUACCUGGUCUGAAGGAGUUGGGAUUACAUUCAAAUGUCCACUGGUGAAGAUGGGGGACAGUUAUGGUUGCACAUUUGUGGCCGAUUUUGAUAAGAAUGUAACGUACCACGGCUCUUCAUUUAAUGAAAUGGACUGUUUCAAUGUACAGCUUUGUUAUAACAUUGACUGCCAAUCAAACUUGACAGGCUUUGAACCAUUCAAAAAUAUUCAACCAACAGCUCCAAGUCAUCUCGCUGUCCAGUGGACUUCAGAGGGUUACAAAUGCACUUGGCAAAGUGGAUAUGAACACCAUCCAUAUAUAACAGAGUUCUCUUACCAACUCUUCUUCUACAAAUACCAUGGCGAUAAGAGCGAGGGGUUUUGUGUGUCCCCUCAAAACAAAUCUAUUUUAAUUGAUGGAUCUAGACUUGAGCCAGAUACCACAUAUGUUCUGAAAGUGAGAUCCGGGCUAUAUAAGUCCUCUGGAUAUAAAGGACAGUGGAGUCCGUGGAGUGCAUUGGUGCAAUUGAGGACUGAUGCAAAGGAAGCAGAACCAACUAUAGUCCUUGUCCUCAGCAAGUUUGUAUUUCCAGUUUGUGUGAUUGCUGGAGUUCUGUUGUUUGUAUUUUACAACCCCACGACAAGAAUGAAGAUAAAAGCUUUCUAUGAUGUGCCAAGCCCAGCCCCUUUUUUCAAACCUCUCUACAAAGAUAACAAACAUUUCCAGGACUGGCUUGAGUCGGAGUGCAAUCUGAUACAAACAUACAAAACAGAAGAGCUCCUGACCAUAGAUACUUUGAUUAUUGAGGCCAAACAUAUAGCAGAGGACCAGGACUUUUCAGCUACAACACCAUAUCCCCUAGCACAAGUUCACACUCCUUAUGUUGGUCCCUCAGUGAUGGACUGGGUCUGCAGUAACAGUCCAAAUGGAAAUGGUCCAGGGGACAUUCCUUACACCCAGCUGCCCUGCUCUCCCCUAGAACUCCAGUUUGGAGGGAUGGUCACCUCUUUCUCUCAGGACCCUUCGGUCGCCUGUGAGGGGGACUCUGGAUGCGAGGACUUAACACUCAGCCCUGAGAGCAGCUUGCCUAAUAGUCCUGUAUCUAGUGAGCCAGAAUGCAUCUGUACUGAUUACUGUAUCCUACACGAAACCUCUAAAGGUUUUAUCCCCACUGGUGUGUCCAAAGAGGUCUCAUCCCUUGAAUAGUUAUUGCAUAGAGGGACCAGGUAAGGAGGAAACCUGUGCCACUGAGUGAAGUUACCAAAUGUUACAUCAUAUGCCAAUAGGACACAGACGGCCUACUUCUUGGGUUUUGAUAGUGUACUGAGCAAGGGGUGUCAUAGUCUUUACAAUUUCCUAAAUUACAUAAUCUUGACUUAUGAUCAUUUGCAGUUUCUUUUUUGUAAUUCUGAAGUAGAAUUGUGUAUACUAUACUGUAAUGAAAUGUGUUUUGUCAGUUUUAAAUAUUGUACAUUUUUUUAUUACUGUAUCAAUUGUGUGAUAGCUUAAAUAGCUACUUUGGACCAGUUCAUUUCAUAAUUUGUCUGCACUGAUGGCACUGGAGCCAUUGAUCCUUCAGUAUGUGAGUUAACCACCAGAGGAUGCUGCGACUCAACACUUAGAGGAGAAAUUGGCGAGGUGCAGUUUCUUGGAUGACAAUUUGAGCUCUAUGUAAUAUUUUGAAAAUAGUUUGAUAAUCCUGUAAUUACUAUGUCCUUUAAUUUGUCUUGUAUUACAUACUUGUUUGCUAUUGUAAAUACAAUAAUACAUUGGUUUGGUUUAUAUGUAUCGUUUUCUAUUUCGCAAAAAAAGUAGAUGAGUAGCUAUAGUUAUCAGUAAAGACAAUUGCAACAAUAUAUAUGUAAUAGCCAACCAAUGGUCUUCAACUUGCUUCAUCUUUCAUUCUUGGUGCAAUUUCAAAACAUGUGCGCGUGCUACAAAUGAACGAGAGUAAAAUGCUUUGUUGUGAUAUGACGUCAUUUUUCGGGAAAUGAACCCAGUAUGUAGCUAGCUUGCUUUAGGACUUCCAUCCAUGUCAGCAAGCAACCACUGGCCAGAUAGUAUGAUGCCGUUCCUAUUCUGUCCAGCAUCAUCCUGUGUUCCUCCCCUCCUCCUUCUAUGGUAAGAAUCACCUGGACUCCAGUUUGUUCCUCCAUCUAAGAAUGGAGGGCCCUCAAGCCUCCCCAAAGCUUGUAAAGCAGCCAGAGGACUUCAAAUUUGGUCGAAUUCUAGGAGAAGGCUCCUAUUCAACAGUUGUGCUGGCAAGAGAACAGGCCACAGGGAAGGAAUAUGCUAUGAAGAUUCUGGAGAAGAUGCACAUACGGAAGGAGAACAAGGCACAUUGCGUGACGCGAGAGAGGGAUAUCAUGUCAAGCUUAGACCAUCCAUUUAUCGUCAAGCUCUACUUCACAUUUCAAGAUGUGAAAAGGUUGUAUUUUGGCAUAAACUAUGCAAGAAAUGGGGAAUUACUGAAAUACAUUCGCAAAAUAGGCUCCUUCGAUGAGACGUGCACUAGAUUCUACUCUGCUGAAAUAGUAUGUGCAUUACAGUAUUUGCAUUCUAAAGGCAUAAUUCACAGGGACCUCAAACCAGAGAAUAUUUUACUGAAUGAGGACAUGCACAUUCAAAUAACAGACUUUGGAACUGCAAAACAACUCUCAUCAGAUGGUACACAAAACAGAGCAAACUCCUUUGUUGGAACAGCUGAGUACGUUUCUCCAGAACUACUGACUCAGAAAUCUGCCUGCAAAAGCUCUGACCUUUGGGGUUUAGGCUGUAUCAUCUACCAGUUGGUAGCAGGAUUACCUCCAUUUAGAGCUGGGAAUGACUACCUGAAAUUCCAGAAGAUUAUUAAACUGGAGUAUGAAUUUCCUGAUAAAUUCUUUCCUAAUGCGAAGGAUCUAGUGGAACAUCUUCUAUGCUUGGAUCCCUCCAACCGAUUAGGUUGUGAGGAGAUGGGUGGGUACAACCCUCUCAGAGCCCAUUUUUUCUUUAAGGCUGUCACAUGGGAGAACCUUCACCUACAGACACCCCCCAAACUCACCCCCUACCUGCCAGCUAUGGCUGAGGAUGAUGAGGACUAUUAUGGAAACUAUGAUGACCUCCUAAGCCAGUUCAGCAACAUGCAGGUUGUCCAUUCCCGCUCCUUUCAACCACUGUUUGUGACCAACCCCAGUCCCAUCCCCAACCCUGCACCAAGGCCCAACUGCAACAUCGAGCAGUACAUUCAUGACCUGGACAACAACUCGUUUGAGCUGGAUCUGCAGUUUUCCACUGAGGUGAAGCGGCUACUGCUUGAGAAGCAGACAAGCAGAAACCCCUGGAAUCAGUUUGUGGAGAAUAAUUUGAUCCUCAAGAUGGGACCAGUGGACAAAAGGAAGGGACUGUUUGCACGUCGGCGCCAGCUAUUGUUGACUGAGGGACCACACCUUUACUAUGUGGACCCAGUUAACAAGGUUUUGAAAGGAGAGAUCCCCUGGUCCCCCGCACUGCGCCCAGAGGCCAAGAACUUCAAGACCUUCUUUGUCCAUACACCUAACAGAACAUACUAUCUGAUGGACCCGUGUGGGAAUGCUGACAAAUGGUGCAACAAAAUUCAAGAAGUGUGGCAAAAAAUCUAUAACAAGCAUUUUAACUCGUGCAUGUAGGUUGGGUACACUAUCUUUUGAAGACAGGUCUUACCCUGUAAUGACAGGAGACAGAGAAUGAAGGCGUUAAUUCAUAAAUGAUGGAAAACACCUAGCUGUAAUGUAGCUUACAAGUCGUAUUCCUAUUACUCCACACAUUUAAUUUAUUGUAGGGCAGCAGGUUCAGGACAUGUUUCAUUGCAAUGCAGAAUUUGAUACAUUCAGCUGGAUCUAAAGCCAUUCUGGUAUAGAAAGGACCUAUUAUUUAAGAAAGUAGAAUGGCUAUUGCAACUAUUCUAACUGAUGAUUUCUUAGGCUUGGAUGGACUCAUGUCUGACAUGGUGGCCUUGGUACUCCUAUGUCUUCUAUA
Molecule: messenger RNA, 5049 nt
Organism: Oncorhynchus masou masou (cherry salmon)
Lineage: Eukaryota; Metazoa; Chordata; Actinopteri; Salmoniformes; Salmonidae
Product: 3-phosphoinositide-dependent protein kinase 1-like
Exons: 22
Coding region: 3216-4700 (494 amino acids)
Biological process (GO): peptidyl-serine phosphorylation; intracellular signal transduction
Molecular function (GO): ATP binding; protein serine/threonine kinase activity
Source: RefSeq, a predicted model, not a curated record